UCCUCUGUUCUUACUCUACACAACCUCUCUUCUUCUCUGUACAAAACUCUGCACUACUAUCACUCUUAAUCAAUUUCAUUUCUGGGUGUCACAAUACCACUCAAAAUUUUCAAUUUUUGACAACUUUUGAAUGAUUUUGUCUUCUGGGUAUUACAAAAGAUUCUAAUUUUUGAAGUUCUAACUAGUUCUUUAGUAGUUCUUGCUCUGUGUUUUUUGCUAUGCUCUAUCACAAUCUAUAUUUAUAUAGUUGAUUUUGUUUUUGGGAUCAAAUUUCCAAAGUGGGGUUGGUGGGGAAGGCUUUUCAUUUAUAAAUUUGAAUUUUCAAGGAAGAUGAUACCGUUGCACAACGGGUGCAUUUUAUGGAAGUUGUUUGCAAUUCUUGAGAAGAAAUUCAGUGUUGAGAAAAGCUUUUAUUUUUGGAUCUUCCAAAUUUCCAUAGGUACAGUUUGGGGACUUAGAAAUAGCUCUGAAAUUUUCUAAGCUCUUCUCUCUUUCUUUUCUUUUCUUUUUGAUCUUUUGCACUGGUUUUGGAGAUUUUGGAUAGUUAGGGGAGUGAGAAAAUGGCCGGGGCAUCAUUGCCACCCGGGUUUCGUUUCCACCCAACUGAUGAGGAAUUAGUUGGGUAUUACCUAAAGAGAAAAGUAGAGGGACAAGAAAUCGAACUUGAAGUGAUUCCCGUAAUCGAUUUGUACAAAUUUGAUCCAUGGGAGUUGCCAGAGAAAUCAUUCCUUCCAAAGCGUGAUAUGGAAUGGUUCUUCUUCUGUCCCCGGGAUAGGAAGUAUCCAAAUGGAUCACGCACCAAUCGUGCCACGAGAGCCGGAUACUGGAAAGCCACGGGUAAAGACCGCAAGGUAGUCUGUCAGUCUGGUGGGACUGGUUACAGGAAAACCUUAGUCUUCUACCGUGGACGAGCCCCAAUGGGGGAUCGAACAGACUGGGUAAUGCAUGAGUAUCGCCUCUGCGAUGAUCUUUCUCAAGGAUCACCAACUUUCCAGGGAGGUUUUGCUUUGUGCCGUGUGGUUAAGAAGAAUGAGCUGGCACAGAAGACAAAUGAUGGUUAUGGAGAGCCAAAAGCAAAGCGGAUUGGAAGUAGUUCAAGCAUUGGGGAUUUUACCUCGACAGGAAUGUCAAGUGAGGCUGUGACCGUCUCUGAGGACACAACCUUUCAAAUGAGUCACCUAGGCAAUAGCAGUAAUUUUUCGAGCCCGGUUACUUCUCCAUAUCAGACAACACCAAUGGUGGAGAGUGAAGCAUUUUCAAUGGGGACUAAUCCAAGUAGCCUCUGGGUAUCACCUGACUUGAUCCUUGAUUCUUCUAAGGAAUACCCACAAGGACAAGGUGUGUCUGCAUACUAUCCACAAUGCGAGUUUCCAAAUUCAACAACUCAAUGGCAAACUUAUAAUCAAUAUGAAAUCUCUCCCAGUUCAUCGUACUCGAAUUUUACAGAGGAAGUUGAACUUGGUGAUGGUCUAAGUCAAUUCUGUAGCAUGUCACCUUACUCAGGACACACAAAUUACAUGGGUUUUUGUGGAAAUGACGAUGUGCAAUAUGAAGGUUAUGAUCACCAGACCAAUUCACUGAGAAAUCCAAAACACUUCUGAAAAACAACAAAUGGGAGCCAUUGUAGUUUCAUUUUCUUUUUCUUUCUUUGACGCCGGAUUUGAAACUUGGGAUCAACCUGCAAUUGCUAGGCCUAGCAGAUAUUGGAGUUUGGAAGAACUUCGUGGUCUAUGGUCAUUGUGAUGUGAAGAAUAGUCUGCCAAAAGUAGGGCUAUGCUUCUGAGACAACGCCUUUUAAUGUUGUUCGUGGAGUGGAAAACAAUGAGUACUAUCACUUGUAGUCGGUAUGGAUUUGCUGUUAGAGUCCCGGUUAUGGUUGUUGUCGGUGUUGCUCUCUGGUUUAUGUAACUACGUAGUGAAAAGGACGAUCCCCCUGGUGAUGAUCACUUUUAUAGAUUGCACUGGGAGUUGGUUAUAUAUGUUGUUCUUAUAAAAUAAUGAAGCUUCUUUCAUGGAAGCCACUUUUCUGUCAAAAUUAAUGUUGAAUGUUAAAUCUUCAAAACCCAAGUUCGAUA
This is a messenger RNA of Camellia sinensis, 2075 nucleotides long. Its product is annotated as NAC domain-containing protein 71. Gene Ontology annotation, biological process: regulation of DNA-templated transcription. Lineage: Eukaryota; Viridiplantae; Streptophyta; Magnoliopsida; Ericales; Theaceae. The record is from RefSeq and is a predicted model, not a curated record. Gene Ontology annotation, molecular function: DNA binding.